This is a messenger RNA of Poecilia reticulata (guppy), 1860 nucleotides long. NCBI's taxonomy places the organism in Eukaryota, Metazoa, Chordata, Actinopteri, Cyprinodontiformes, Poeciliidae. The record is from RefSeq and is a predicted model, not a curated record.
GCCGCUGUCAGCUCGGUGGUGAAACUCGGAGCAGAAGCAGAGCAGCAGGCUGAUGUUGGUAAAAGCUCCGGUAGUUUGAUUCCAGCUUGCUGCGAGAUUACAGCGGCCUGGAAUCCCACCGGAGUCCCGCGUUAGGCUGGAAUAACCUGGAAUAACCUGGAAUAUCCCGGUUUUUCCCGGAAUAUCCGGUUUGUCCCGCUGGCUGCUGGAAUGCCUCCGCAGCUCCUUCUCCUCUUCCUGGACUGACUUCCUGCCAUCAUGGCUGAGAUCAGAUGCAGAAAGUCUGCGGCUCUGGAGGGAGAAGCUGCAGAAGAGAGCAGGAGUGUGGCCGCAGAGGAAGAGGAGGAGAGGAGGGAGUCCAGAGGUGAUGAAGAUGGUCAGGAGGAGAGAGUCCAGCCAUCCACGCGGAAAUCUGCUGCAGCCAGCUGGCUGCAGGCUGUGCUCAGGAUGUUCUUCGGGGCGAUGGCAGCAGUGGCCUGCGGGAUGCUGUACGCCGGGUACCUGUCUGGGUUCCACGACAGGAAGUUCUGGUUUUCUAGCAGGCAGGAGCUGGAGUGGGAAGCGUCGUUCCCGGGCGGCAGCGGCCUCUACUACCACUACUACAAGCGCCUGCUGGCGGCGCCGUCCUUCAGCUCAGGGUUCUACGAGCUGACGGAGGAUAACGGCACCGUGUCGGGCCGGACCAUCAACGCCGUGAAGCAGCUGUUCCUCUACCCAGAACUCAUCACCAGCUUCCUCUACCGGGUCACAGGCAGCCAGAACCGGGUGGAGCCCGUCUCCUUCUACCUGGGCUCGGUGUUCGGCCUGCAGGCCGUCUGCGUCUCGGCGCUGUUCGUGUGCAGCUGGGCCCUGAGCGGUACCUGCGUGGCCGGCAUGCUGGCCGUGUCCUGGUUCGUCAUCAACAGGCAGGACGCCAGCAGAGUGGAGCAGGGCGUUCCUCUGAGGGAGAACUGGGCCCUGCCGUUCUUCUCCUGCCAGGUGGCGGCGCUGACCGGCUUCCUGAGCCGCAGCACCGGUUCUGCUUCCGAGAUGUUCUGCUACCUGAUGCUGAGCGCCUGCAGCUUCAGCUUCCUGCUGCUGUGGGAACUCGGACACUACUUCCUGUUCGUCCAGGGCGUCUGCCUGGUUCUGCUGGACUCACUGGACCUGGUACCGCCGCGCAAGACGGCCGACGUCUACAGGGCGUACCUGGGCUCGCUGGUUCUGGUCUACCUGGCCCAGUUCCAGAACGCCUCCCUGCUCGGCUCUCCUCUGCUCAGCCUCCUGAUUGGCUCGGUGCCGGCCAGGUACUUCCAGAGGAAGAUGAAGAUGAAGAUGAAGGUGGGUCGUCUGGGAGCCAGAGUGAUGAAGCUGCUGCAGGUUCACCUGGUUGUCAGCUGCGUUUUCACCUGCAGCUUCCUGGUGAAGAAGCUCUUUCCGGCCAGCGGCGCCGAUUUCACCCUGCAGCUCCUGGAGGCCAAGUUGGGUCUGAACUCGACGGCAGACUUUGUCACCAACUUCCUGCUGUGCCAGGAAGCGCUGCGGGCGCCGGGGCAGGACCUCUUCCUGCGACUGACCCAAACCUCGCUGCUGCCCUUCUAUGUCCUGGUUCUGACCGUCUGCCUGCUGUCGGCCCUGCAGGCCGCCUUCAGGAGGCUCAGCGGCCAGCCAAUCAGCAGCAGCCUCAGGCUGGAGGACGGGCGAAUCGGAGAGCAGCCUGCCGUCGCCUAUCACCUCCUCCACACCCUGCUGCUGGGCGUCCUGACGCUGCUGUUUGACGGGUCAGUCUGUCCUGGUGUCUGUCCUGAUGUCUCUGUCCUGGUGUCUCUGUCCUCUUUCUGUCCUGGUUUUGGUUCUAAGGACGGUGGCGCAUCGGGCUGA